This is a messenger RNA of Marmota flaviventris (yellow-bellied marmot), 2200 nucleotides long. It is a transcript of the gene Acss3, whose product is annotated as acyl-CoA synthetase short chain family member 3. Gene Ontology annotation, cellular component: mitochondrial matrix. NCBI's taxonomy places the organism in Eukaryota, Metazoa, Chordata, Mammalia, Rodentia, Sciuridae. The record is from RefSeq and is a predicted model, not a curated record. Gene Ontology annotation, molecular function: propionate-CoA ligase activity.
UGCCGGGGGGCGGGUGAUGAAGCCUUCUUGGCUGCAAUGUCGCAAAGUCACAGGCGCCGGGGGACUCGGGGGGCCCUUGCCGGGGUCCUCUUCCGCCCGAGGAACCGGUGCGGCCCGGAGGGCUUUGGUGGCCCCCGGCGCGCGGGGCCUGGGCUGUCGGGCGCUGUCCUCCAGCGGCGGCGAGUACAAGACCCACUUCGCUGCUUCGGUGGCCGACCCGGAGAGGUUCUGGGGCAAAGCCGCUGAGCAGAUCAGCUGGUACAAACCCUGGACCAAAACGCUAGAGAACAGAUACACGCCUUCCACCAGUUGGUUUGUGGAAGGAAUGCUUAACAUUUGUUAUAAUGCCAUUGAUCGUCAUAUUGAAAACGGUAAAGGGGAUAAGAUUGCUAUCAUCUAUGACAGUCCUGUUACAAAUACUAAAGCAACUAUAACUUAUAAAGAAGUCCUGGAGCAGGUCUCUAAGCUGGCUGGUGUUUUGGUUAAGUAUGGAAUCCAAAAAGGUGACACUGUCGUCAUCUAUAUGCCCAUGAUCCCACAAGCAAUGUAUACCAUGCUGGCAUGCGCAAGGAUAGGAGCCAUCCACAGUCUCAUAUUUGGGGGAUUCGCAUCCAAAGAAUUAAGCAGUCGCAUUGAUCAUGCAAAGCCCAAGGUGGUUGUUACAGCAUCAUUUGGCAUUGAACCUGGAAGGAAGGUAGAGUACAUACCUCUUCUAGAAGAAGCGCUAAGAAUAGGUCAACACACACCAGACAAAGUUCUCAUUUAUAAUCGUCCGAAUAUGGAGACAGUUCCUUUGGUAUCAGGUCGUGAUCUUGACUGGGAGGAAGAAAUGGCGAAAGCCCAAUCACAUGACUGUGUUCCUGUCCUUUCAGAACACCCACUGUAUAUACUUUACACAUCUGGAACAACUGGGUUACCUAAGGGUGUGGUGAGGCCCACUGGGGGCUAUGCGGUAAUGCUAAAUUGGACAAUGUCUUCAAUAUAUGGCCUUAAACCUGGAGAGGUGUGGUGGGCAGCUUCUGACUUAGGCUGGGUUGUUGGACAUUCUUAUAUCUGUUAUGGACCUCUCCUACAUGGGAACACAACAGUUUUAUAUGAGGGGAAGCCUGUGGGAACACCAGAUGCUGGCGCUUAUUUCCGUGUGCUUGCUGAGCAUGGAGUGGCUGCCUUGUUUACAGCGCCGACUGCAAUUAGAGCAAUCCGUCAACAGGACCCUGGGGCAGCCUUGGGGAAGCAGUACUCUCUGACAAGAUUCAAAACAUUAUUUGUGGCUGGAGAACGAUGUGAUGUGGAGACUCUGGAAUGGUCCAAAAAGGUCUUCAGAGUGCCUGUCCUAGACCAUUGGUGGCAAACUGAAACUGGAUCUCCAAUUACAGCAUCAUGCAUUGGAUUAGGUAACUCUAAAACACCUCCUCCAGGACAAGCAGGAAAAUGUGUUCCAGGAUACAAUGUUAUGAUUUUGGAUGACAACAUGCAAAAACUGAAGGCUCGAUGUUUAGGAAAUAUUGUGGUAAAGUUGCCAUUACCACCGGGGGCUUUUUCAGGACUCUGGAAGAAUCAGGAAGCAUUCAAGCAUUUAUACUUUGAAAAAUUUCCUGGCUACUAUGACACCAUGGAUGCUGGCUACAUGGAUGAGGAAGGCUAUGUGUAUGUUAUGUCUCGAGUUGAUGAUGUCAUAAAUGUUGCAGGUCACAGGAUUUCUGCGGGUGCCAUUGAAGAGUCUGUUCUUUCCCAUGGUACUGUGGCAGACUGUGCUGUGGUUGGCAAGGAAGACCCUCUGAAAGGUCAUGUCCCCUUUGCACUCUGUGUGUUGAAGAAAGACAUAAAUGCAACAGAGGAACAAGUUCUGGAAGAAAUUGUGAAACAUGUUAGACAGAGCAUUGGCCCUGUGGCUGCUUUUCGAAAUGCAGUGUUUGUCAAACAGUUACCCAAAACCAGAUCUGGAAAAAUUCCGCGAUCUACUCUAUCUGCCCUCGUCAAUGGCAAGCCUUAUAAGGUAACUCCUACAAUUGAAGACCCCAGCAUUUUUGGGCACAUAGAAGAAGUGCUAAAGCAGGCAUCAUGACAUUUUUUUGUUUUCCAACUUUGAAUUAAUAGUCUAGUUGGUAUUAUUUGAGCUGUUUUCCAGAAAUGAAUAUUUAAAUAGAAAUUACUUGCCAGUUGAAAUGUGAAUUGUAAAGCUUGGUCUAAAGUGGUCUAA